UAGGAAGCUUCGGUAUGAGCGCGGAUAAACGGAUUUGUUGUUGUGUUGACUGGAAACACUGAUAUCUGUGUGUUUACCGACAGGAUCGUCUUGUUUUAAAAUCUUAAAGUCGCCCGUCAUGAGUCUGUCUCUAAGAACUGACCUUGUGGCAGACAAAACCAAGCGCAAGAAGAGGAGAGAGCUCAGCGAGGAUCAGAAACAUGAAAUCAAAGAAGCGUUUGAGUUGUUUGAUACCGACAAAGAUAAAGAAAUCGACUACCACGAGCUGAAGGUGGCGAUGCGUGCACUCGGCUUUGAAGUGAAGAAAGUGGAUGUUUUGAAGAUUCUCAAAGACUACGACAGAGAGGGAAAUGGCAAAAUAACAUUUGAGGAUUUCAAUGAAGUGGUGACUGAUCGCAUCCUGGAGCGAGACCCAAAGGAGGAGAUCAUGAAGGCCUUCAAGCUAUUUGAUGAUGAUGAAUCAGGAAAGAUCAGUCUGAGGAACCUGAGGCGAGUAGCUCGAGAACUUGGGGAGAACAUCAGUGAUGAGGAGCUGCGCAGCAUGAUCGACGAGUUUGACACUGACGGAGAUGGUGAAAUAAAUCAGGAGGAGUUCCUCUCCAUCAUGACCGGAGACUCCUGAUGAGGAGUUCUGGGUUGGAUCGGUCGUCUGUAGCUGAGUGACUGAACGUCUGUCGGUGUGUCCAUGAAGGUGAACACAUGAGCGUGUUGAACGAGUGUCUGACGUGGUCCGGAUCUGCUCAUUGGCCUUGUGGUUUAUAUUUGAUUUUUCACAUAAAAGGACUGGACUUGUUUGACCACACUGCUCGAGUCCGUCCAAGUGUCUUUUACAUGUUUCUGUCUUAAAAAAACUCACCGCCAAAGUGAAUCGAAGAACAUUUCAGACUUUGUUAAAUUUGCUGUUUUUAGUCUUGUUGAUUUAUAUUCAAGAUCACUUUAUCAGUCUUUCUAUCACAUCCAAAUAACUGUUGGGGAAGAAGACAAAUAGGUGGACAUUUUUGCUGUUGAUUCCUGUCUGUGAUUCUGUCUCCGUUUCUCCGUCUUCUUUAGGAUAGGAAAUGUGAUGUGAGUAUUUGUACUAUUUAUUUUGUAUUAAAAUAAAUCAGUUUACCAACAAGGGAACUACAUAUACAAGACAA
Messenger RNA from Micropterus dolomieu (smallmouth bass), 1139 nucleotides. RefSeq names its product centrin 3 (gene cetn3). Gene Ontology annotation, cellular component: microtubule organizing center. The transcript is spliced from 5 exons. Gene Ontology annotation, biological process: spindle pole body duplication. Gene Ontology annotation, molecular function: microtubule binding; calcium ion binding. Bases 119 to 622 code for a protein of 167 amino acids. NCBI's taxonomy places the organism in Eukaryota, Metazoa, Chordata, Actinopteri, Centrarchiformes, Centrarchidae. The record is from RefSeq and is a predicted model, not a curated record.